GACCCUUCAAACCACCACCACCACCAAUCCCCCAAUGGCCUCGCCAAUACCCUCGCCUGGCGCGCUACGCGUUCUCCGGAGCUCUGUAAACCCAAAAUUGCACUGUCAAACGCAAAUCCGCCAUGCCUCGCUGCUGCGCCGCCCCAAACGACCCUAUACCUUCACCCAACUAGUGACGCUGUCCGACGGCUCCUCCUUCGUCCACCGCACCACGAACCCAAUCCCCGUCUACAAGUCUACAAAAGACGUGCGCAACACGCCACUGUGGAACCCAAGCUCGCAAAAGCUGCUGAAUAUUGAAGAGGAUGAGGCCGGGCGCCUGAAGGCCUUCCGCGCAAAGUUUGGGCGCGGCUGGGAUGCGGAGGUACCGGAUGAGUCGACCGAGACGCCAGAGGGGCAGCCUGAGGCCCAGCGAGAGGACAGCUUAAUGGACCUCAUAAGUGGUUAUUCGAGAGAAGCAGAGAAGAAGUCAGGAACCAAGGGUACCAAGGAGCCCGCUGUGCCUAGUGGAAAGGGCAAAGGCGGGCAAAAAUAGGACCCUGGCAGAUGAAUUGGUCCUUUGAGGGACUUUCUCCGCUGGAAGACUAACUCGACUGCUUUCGUCCAGACGUACGCCUCGUAAUAAUACAAUGUUGGCGGAUGCGGAGAAAAAUCUAGCCAUCCAAGCCAGUUCGGAAGCGACUAUUAGGUUCUCGAAUACCAAGCCAGUCAGGCCCGACGCAUGUAUCAGUUCUCGAUGUAUAAUAUUGUAUCGUAUCGAGUGAGCAUUUAUUGCACAUGAGCGUGUGUGUGCCAAGUCAAAGUUCAAAGCUUCUUAUCAUUUCCAUUUGGUAUAGCCACAAGGCGACUUGCCGUGCGUUUAAGGUUCGAAUGCAAUCUGUACGUAGCAGUGAUAUAUGAGUACAAGAUAGUACAUUAUAUGGUAUCUCAACAGUCUCUC
Mytilinidion resinicola is the source of this 940-nucleotide messenger RNA. RefSeq lists its product as uncharacterized. Lineage: Eukaryota; Fungi; Ascomycota; Dothideomycetes; Mytilinidiales; Mytilinidiaceae. The record is from RefSeq and is a predicted model, not a curated record. Gene Ontology annotation, molecular function: structural constituent of ribosome. The transcript has 2 exons. Gene Ontology annotation, cellular component: mitochondrial large ribosomal subunit. Bases 35 to 535 code for a protein of 166 amino acids. Gene Ontology annotation, biological process: mitochondrial translation.